Molecule: messenger RNA, 2792 nt
Organism: Triticum dicoccoides
Lineage: Eukaryota; Viridiplantae; Streptophyta; Magnoliopsida; Poales; Poaceae
Product: Lycopene beta/epsilon cyclase protein
Exons: 1
Coding region: 17-1933 (638 amino acids)
Source: RefSeq, a predicted model, not a curated record
UCUGCUGCUCGCCGGCAUGGCGCUGGGUCUGGGAUGCACCACGUCGCCCGCCAGCCAGCCACCCGACCCGAGCCAUGUCCCUCCCUCCCAGCGCAGGUGGCCGAAUCCAAAUUCCAAUCCAGCCCGCCUCAUGCCGCCUCUUCCCCUUUCCACCGCUCCGCUGCCCCGUGCUUCUUGCCAUGGCCGCCGCCUCGCCCUCACGCCGCCGGUGUGCCGCCGCGGCCUCGUGCGCGUCAGGGCGUCGGGGGAUAAAGCCCAGCCGCCGCCCUCCAGAACCCAGAUGAUCAUGGACAAGAUUUCCUCAGCCGGCGACGAGGUCGGCGGCGCCGGCGGGGCCUACUCAUACGACGCGCUCAAAAGGCUGGACCAAAUCUGCUCCAGCAUAUGCUCAGCUCCCCUAGAAGUUUCCUCCUCCUCCAAAGCCCCUCCGCAAAUCGUCACCCGCGUCCAAGGCCCGGCACCGGCGGCGGCUGCCGACCUCGGCGCGGAGACCUUCGACGUGCUGGUGUGCGGCGGCACGCUGGGCAUCUUCAUAGCCACCGCGCUCAGCUACAGAGGCCUCCGGGUCGGGAUCGUCGAGAGGGGCGCCGUCAAAGGGAGGGAGCAGGAGUGGAACAUCUCCAGGAAGGAGCUCAUGGAGAUCGUGCAGGUCGGCAUCCUCUCGGAGGCCGAGGCCGAGCAGGUGGUCACCAGCGAUUUCAACCCCAACCGAUGCGGCUUCGAGGGUAAAGGCGAGAUAUGGGUGGAGGACAUCCUUCACCUCGGGAUUUCGCCGGCGAAGCUCGUGGAGAUCAUGAAAGGCAGAUUCAUUUCCUCAGGAGGAGAAAUCUUUGAGGGGAAAAGCGUGUCGAGCAUUUCGGUUCACGAUGAUCUUGCGGUGCUGCAACUGAGUGACGGUGAUCGUCUGCGUUGCCGGCUCGUCGUCGAUGCCAUGGGCAACUUCUCCCCGAUCGUGCGGCAGAUCCGCUCCGGCAGGAGACCGGACGGACUGUGCCUUGUUGUCGGUGCCUGUGCUCGUGGGUUUGAGAAGAACACAACGAGUGAUGUUAUCUUCAGUAGCUCGUCAGUGAAGAGUGUUGGUAGAGAUUCAGGAGGAUCAGUGCAGCUCUUCUGGGAGGCAUUUCCUGCCGGCUCCGGUCCGACUGAUCGUACCACAUACAUGUUCACAUAUGUCGAUCCGCAGUUCGGGUGCCCGAAGCUGGAAGAGCUCUUGGAGAUGUUCUGGGAUCUCAUGCCUGGUUACCAGGAUACAGUUCUUGACAACUUGGACAUAAGGAGAGUCAUAUAUGGGAUCUUCCCGACUUACCGGGACAGCCCGUUGCCGGCCGCAUUCGACCGGAUCUUACAGGUCGGCGACGCCAGUGGGAUCCAGUCACCCGUUUCAUUCGGAGGGUUUGGGAGCCUGACAAGGCACCUCGGCCGACUGUCCAACGGCGUGUACGAAGCGGUUUCAGGAGAUUUCCUGGAUGCACAGAGUCUGAAGCUGUUAAACCCUUACAUGCCGAACCUAAGCGCAUCAUGGCUGUUCCAAAGAGCAAUGUCGACGAGGCCGGGGACGGACAUCUCGCCGACAUUUAUCAAUGAGCUUCUCUUUGCUAAUUUCCAGUCGAUGCAGAAGCUUGGGGACUCGGUGCUCCGGCCGUUUCUCCAGGAUGUGAUACAGUUUGGACCCCUGGUGAAAACGUUGGGCCUGGUCAUGAUCAGCCGGCCGCAGAUCUUGCCUGAAAUAUUCAGGCAGGUUGGAGUUGGGGUCAUCCUCAACUGGUCUGGCCACUUUGUGAUGCUUGGUUACUACACCUUCCUUUCCAGCUUUCUCGGUCCGGCUGUUCGGCCCUGGGUUGAAUCUUUGGCGCCGAGGGAUAGAUAUCAAUGGGAGCGGUAUCUUGAAGCGUGGGAGUAUGGAGCUGGCUUAGACUAUCGCCAAGAGGAAUGAAGAAGCUCCGGCCAUUAAAAAGGAAGGAAAAUACCAUACUUACUUCCUUGGCAGAAAAACAGGGGAAUUUGCUCGCUGGUUGGGACGAUGAUCAAGUCUCUUAUUACUAUGCUCCCCUUGAGAGAUACACUUGCUGGGCUGAAGAACUGACUGAGGUGCUGCAAUAAUAAAUAAUAAAGUUUGUAUAUACCGUUCUGCAUUGGGUUCAUGCUGGUUGCAUUUUCAAAAGCUGUGUCUGAAGCCGACGGUGCAGCCAGGACUAGAAUUCUGAACCUCAGAAGCUGUGUCUGAAGCCAACUUUGAAGCUGUGUCUGAGGACUACUGGAAUUCUGAAGCUCCUCUACAUUGUGAGCUUCAGACUGAAGCUGAGAGGUGCCACUUUUAACUGACGCUCCUGAUCAUUGACAGCGCUUUGUAUCCUACUCCCUCCGUUCCAAAUUACUCGUCGCAGAAACGGAUGUAUCUAGAACUAAAAUGCAUCUAGAUACAUCCAUACUUACGACAACUAAUUCAGAACGGAGGGAGUACUUUUGUGUUUGGGUCAUCAUAUGUUUAUAAGAUUGCUAUCAUGUUUAUAGAGUGUAUGCUGGAAAAUGCUUCUGUUGGCAUUUUCUACAGGGAACUUAUAUCUGAUACGCUUUUCUGGGUUGAAGAGCUGAGGUGCUGCAAUAACAAUAAUCAAGUUUGUUAUUACUUUGCUCCCCGAAUAGGGAGGUGCUGCACAACACAAUGCGGUUUCACAGAGCUGGGGUGAUGUCUGUAAUAAUCAAGUCUGUUGUUACUAGUAUGCUCCUGUUGUAUGGAACGGUAACCACCGUGUUUUGGAAUGGAAAAUAAUGAUAUUUAUCAUUCGAAAAUA